AUGAAGCCUCUUUCCAUCGCCGGCAGUUCCUCAGCAUCCCCGACCUCGUACUGCAACGGCAAAUCCAACAAGAUAUGCUACACCUGGGCCGUCCCAUCUUCAACAGCCUCGUCUAGUUCUGGCAACUUGUUCAUCCGUAUCCAAGCUCCCGUGGAAUACCAAUGGGUCGGCCUCGGCACCGGCGAUAAGAUGAGCGGUUCCACCAUGUUCGUCAUCUACCAAGACGGCACUGGUAAAGUCACAUUAAGCACGAGGAUGGGCCAUGGCCAUGAGAUGCCAGAGCACAGCCGCAUGCGCUCGGUGAGGCUUGUUGAGGGUAGUGGUGUCGUGAAUAAGACGAUGGUAGCCAAUAUCCAUUGUGGCGAUCUCGGAAAUAUGCACUUUGAAGGGUCAAAUCACUGGAUCAGUGCUUGGAAGACUGGAAGUUCUUUGCACACGACUGACAUUGGUGCUGACAUAAACGAACAUGAUGGACACAACAGCUUCUCAGUUGACUUCUCUGAAGCUGUUAUAAAUUCUAACAGCAACCCUUUCCUUCACAUGACAAUUGCUACACCGAAUGGUGCAGCGUCUGGCGGCGGGGCAGACGGCAAUACCAGCACCAUUCACGGUAUCAUCAUAUCGGUGGUCUUCCUAUUGGGCUACCCGCUGGGAUCGCUGUUGAUGCCUAUAAUCGGAAAGUGGUUCAUCGACGCUACGUGGCAGAUGAUCGUCUUUAUCGGCAUGUGGGCUGGGUUUGUUACCGGCAAGUUGGCUGCUGGCGCAUCCAUGAAGCUUAUUAUUGGCUAUGGCGUGGUUGGUCUCGUAACAUUCUUGAUGUACACCGCUGGGGCUGUUCACAAGAUGCUGAGAGGAGCGAAGAAGCAUCAACAUGAGCCUCUAAAGUACAAUGGCUCUUAUAGUGCGGUGGUCUUGAUUUGA
Molecule: messenger RNA, 921 nt
Organism: Fusarium fujikuroi IMI 58289
Lineage: Eukaryota; Fungi; Ascomycota; Sordariomycetes; Hypocreales; Nectriaceae
Exons: 2
Coding region: 1-921 (306 amino acids)
Source: RefSeq, a predicted model, not a curated record